AUGGGCGAGAACGCCCCCUCCUCGCCUACUUCGCCGACUUCGAGGGAAGUUGGUUUACAUGACCGAUCCAAAUCAAAAUUCAAUCAGCAGUCGAGUUCGAGUUUUGACGACUCCAUCGGUGAUGAGCGGCUUGCAUUACCCAAGCCAACGAAACCGCAGGUGCUUGACGUGGAACUUGAACCAGAUGAUCUCCCUGAGUACCCGUUGAUGGAAGACGAGGACGACCGUCCGACGUCGCGGCAGCCAUCUCGGCAAGGCAGCAGCAUGGGCCGGACGACGUCUCGAAGGUCCAAUCCUCCGCUUCCUGCACGGCCGGGAAGCAGUGCAUCUCCCAGAAAAAAGACUCAUUCCAUAAACGACGCAGAUGCGGAGGCCCGCGCGCGUCCCGGAAGCAGUGCAUCUCCCAAAAAGAAGGUUUCCACCAUGAACGACGUUGAGUUGGGUUCAAUGAACGUGGCAUCGGGCCGCGAGCCGGCGGGAACGCCAAGGGCCACUCGAUCUGCAACUGGUGACAUUCCCGUUCCAAGGACUCCCACAGCCGCAUCUUGGCAUGCAACAGGAUCCUUUCCCUUCAGCUACAAUGAGGGAGAGGUGUGGAUCCACGCACUCGUGCGGAGGCUGCAGCACUGGGGGACGGCGCUGGCAAAGCACGUGGCACCCACAGAUGAAAGGGGGAGCACCGGAGGGCCACCUCCCAAUGCCUUUGAAAUUGCGGCGCUGGUGGCAGGGGUGAUGGAUGAAGCUCCGCAGCCACCCACCACCGGAGAACUUUUGGAAAUCCUGGAGCUGGUCCAGGCAGCCCCGCAGGAAGAUCUGAACUUCGUGCAACACCACACCGCUAAACUCGACCUUGUGAACAUGUAUGUGGACAGGUUAAGGGCGGAGAUGAUCAGCGGCCUGGCGGCAAAAGAUGACAAGAUGUCUAGCCCAAAGGGAGACGGUGGUGGUCGUGCUCGACGCCUGUCCCUCAUCCCUGCAGGACAACUGCAACGCCAGCUCUCAUUUGCGGACGAGUCGCUGGACGAGCUUGUUUCACACAUCCGCGCGGAGGAGCCUCAAUUGGACUGGCUCGAAGACUUUUGGAACCGCGUGCUCGUGGGAACGCCUCCUACCGAGUGCCGGAACUUGUCCACGCGCUCCAUCGGCUACUGGAUCGGACUUUUCAACCGCUGGCAAGCCAUGGGUUCAUGGAAGCCAGGCAGUGCACCGAAAUUCAUGGACGCGUACGAGCUGCAAGAGUUGCUCUCCGUUGCCAUGCCGAAAGCCCUUGAAUGGGUCAAGCUCUUCGAUCCUCCUGCGUAUGCGCAGCUUCAGACCACCAGGUCAGCGAUGGACCACAAGAAGGUGAAGGUCUUGGUUCCUGCAUUUCUGACAUGUGGCAUCUUCCUGUCAACCACGAUCUCCAAGAGGCAAAAGAUCCGGUUCUUGCUGGGUAUGUUUGACGAGAACGACAGCCAGACGUUUGAGUCUUCCGAAUUUGUGGAGAUGAUCUCCUCUUUUUUCUACGGCAUCGCCUGUGCCUUCGCACUUUUGGACUUUCCAGGCGUUGCUCCGAAGCCGAGUGCGCGCCAGAAGCUGGGAAAACAUCUUUUCGACCGCGUGGUGAAGGGUGCCUGCUGCAGGGUGCCGUUCUGGGAAGCGAAGAAGAUCAAAGCCGACGAUUCAGCGCCGCUAUGGCUCAUUGAAGAGUGGUUCUUGGGUGAGACUGGAGACCCUCUCUCCGCUCCGUUUGCUAUGCUGCUGGAACGGUUUUCGACGCGUGGCUUGGAAGAUGAUCCCGAGUUCUUCGAGGAUGAGGAAAGAAGGUUCAAGCUGUCCCACACCAGUCCAGUGGAGCCGCCGUUGGAAACGGCAGCCUCCUUGGACUCCAGCUUUCUUCGCCGUGGUGAGAUAGGCUUGGUGCGAAAAGUUUAUGACGAGUGCGAAAGGCAGCGUGAUUUCUCUUUAUCUCAUGCAGACGUGGGGCGUGCACUUGGGGAGCCCAUCCCUCCGGAUCUAUGGUGCAACCGAAUCGCACGAGGUUUAGACGAGAUGGAACGAGUGCGUGAGCUUGGCCAGAAGACCAGCUUGCCGCUCUUCCUGAAAAAGAUGUGCCCUAAUGCGAAGCCUCGCCACCUCCGCAUGUUCCAGACUUGGAUGAAGGAGUUGGAUCACAUAGAGGAGCUCAAGGUGCAAUCAGCGACUUCUCGCCGCGUGCAACAGCAUUUUGAAAGUUAUGUUGCCCGGCCAAUAUUGCCAGCGCGUGUUCGCCAAGAGUUGCUGCAAGAGUUUGAGAGUCUUGCGCACGCCUCAAGCGAGGAACGAGUCAUGCAAGAUGCCUUGCGAAAGAAAUUCUUCGAUGGAGGCUCGAGGGUGACCAAGGAGGACUACCUUGCUGCCAUGUGCCCGACAGACUUUCGGCACAAGGAAGGCAACCCGGCCAUCAAUCAGGUCGUAGGCCAGCUGCUGAGAAUGCAGGUGGUUAAAGUGGAGGAGGCCCUCUCGCAGAAGGAGGCUUUGUUUGCCAAGAGUGGUGAAAUUCCGAUUAUGAGGAGGAAGUUCAUCAAGCACUCGGUUCCAGAUAAUCACUGGGCCUUGUGGAACCAAGCUUUCGACGCUUUUGAGAACGGCACGGGCAAAGGACAAGUGUCCAUGUCGGAACUCGUGCGCCAGAACGACGUGUGCCCCAUGGUUUGUGAGUUCAUUUGCAACAUCAUUACCGGGAGCUCCGACGGCAGUGAGCCUUGCUUCUCCAAAGAGCUCUUUUUGCGGAGAUGCCUUGAGCUGAGCUCUUGGCGUGUCACGAAGGAAGUGUUGAGCCAGGGCAGACUCUGUGCAGUCUAG
Symbiodinium sp. CCMP2592 is the source of this 2823-nucleotide messenger RNA. Lineage: Eukaryota; Dinophyceae; Suessiales; Symbiodiniaceae. The record is from the annotation of a GenBank genome assembly.